AUGCCCAGCGCUACGGGCCAGAACUGGGAGAAGUACAAGAAGAACUUCGCAGAUGAUGAAGAGCCAGAGAAGAAGAUUACACCGCUAACAGAUGAGGACAUCCAAGUUCUCAAGACCUACGGCGCAGCGCCAUACGCGGCAGCCUUAAAAAAGCUCGAAAAACAAAUAAAAGAGAAGCAAGCAAGCGUUAACGAGAAGAUUGGAGUAAAGGAAUCCGACACUGGGCUCGCGCCACCGCAUCUCUGGGAUGUUGCAGCAGAUAGACAACGUAUGCAAGAAGAACAACCACUACAAGUCGCACGCUGCACGAAGAUUAUACAAGAUGAGAAGGAUCCGGAAAAAAGCAAAUAUGUCAUCAACGUCAAACAGAUAGCCAAGUUCGUCGUGAACCUCGGGGAACGAAUUAGCCCUACGGAUAUUGAGGAGGGCAUGAGAGUUGGCGUGGACCGAAAUAAAUACCAGAUUCUUCUCCCUCUGCCUCCAAAGAUCGAUCCCAGUGUUACAAUGAUGACAGUGGAAGACAAGCCUGAUGUGACCUACGGAGACGUUGGAGGAUGCAAGGAACAAAUUGAAAAACUUCGAGAAGUUGUUGAAAUGCCGCUACUUUCGCCAGAACGAUUCGUCAGUCUAGGAAUCGACCCACCUAAGGGAGCUCUACUCUACGGUCCACCGGGGACAGGAAAGACGCUCUGUGCGCGGGCUGUGGCCAACAGAACGGAUGCCACUUUCAUUCGUGUUAUUGGCAGUGAACUUGUCCAAAAAUAUGUUGGAGAGGGAGCACGAAUGGUGCGUGAACUCUUUGAAAUGGCUAGGACAAAAAAGGCGUGCAUCAUUUUCUUCGACGAGAUUGAUGCGAUCGGAGGGGCCCGUUUUGACGAUGGUGCCGGAGGAGACAACGAAGUGCAAAGAACAAUGUUGGAAUUGAUCACCCAGUUGGAUGGUUUCGAUUCCCGGGGAAACAUCAAAGUCAUGUUCGCUACCAAUAGACCGUCCACUCUUGACCCAGCCUUGAUGAGACCUGGGCGUAUUGACAGAAAAAUCGAGUUCUCCUUACCGGACCUGGAAGGACGGGCAAACAUCCUCCGCAUCCAUGCCAAGAGUAUGUCAGUCGAAAGAGACAUCCGAUGGGAGCUUAUUUCCCGACUGUGCCCGAAUUCGACCGGAGCAGAGCUUCGAAGCGUGGCAACCGAGGCGGGAAUGUUCGCUAUCCGAGCACGGCGAAAGGUUGCUACGGAGAAAGAUUUCCUAGCAGCAGUUGACAAGGUAAUCAAGGGGAACCUGAAGUUUAACUCGACUGCAACGCAUAUGGCAAUUCCAUUUCCGGGAAGCGCUGUGAUUUUGAUUCUCAUUUUCUUAGAGCGAUGGCAAUAUAACCAAACCCAACUUGAGAUUGUCCGCAACCCUGUGAUUCCUAUCGCAACAGCACCUCCAUUCCCCAGAGCUUUAAAGAAUCAAAGACGCCUAUUUUCUUCAUCGCGUCCUGCAGCCCGGAUAUUCGCGAAUCAACCUCUGCGUGCGAAGGAAGCCUCUCCAUUCGUCUCGAAAAAUUAUCCCGUAAUCGACCACGAAUAUGACGCUGUCGUCGUUGGAGCUGGUGGUGCUGGUCUCCGCGCUGCCUUCGGCCUCGCUGAGGCAGGAUUCAACACAGCCUGCGUUUCGAAACUCUUUCCUACAAGAAGUCACACGGUAGCAGCACAGGGAGGUAUCAAUGCUGCCCUUGGAAAUAUGCACGAGGACGACUGGAGAUGGCACAUGUAUGAUACCGUCAAGGGAUCCGAUUGGCUGGGUGACCAGGAUGCUAUCCAUUACAUGACAAGAGAGGCACCACAGAGCAUUAUUGAACUUGAAGGAUAUGGAUGUCCGUUUUCGAGAACCGAGGACGGCAGAAUCUACCAACGUGCUUUCGGUGGACAGUCUCAGAAAUACGGCAAAGGAGGCCAAGCUUACCGAUGCUGCGCUGCUGCUGACAGAACCGGCCAUGCCCUUCUUCACACUCUUUACGGCCAAUCCCUCCGACACAACACCAACUAUUUCAUCGAAUAUUUCGCUAUGGAUCUUCUGAUGGAGGAUGGCGAAUGCAAAGGUGUAAUUGCUUAUAAUCAAGAAGAUGGAACAAUCCAUCGUUUCCGCGCACACAACACCGUAUUGGCAACAGGAGGAUACGGACGUGCUUACUUCAGCUGCACAUCCGCGCACACCUGUACUGGUGAUGGUAUGGCCAUGGUUGCCCGUGCUGGUCUGCCCAACCAGGAUAUGGAAUUUGUUCAAUUCCACCCCACGGGUAUUUAUGGAGCUGGUUGUCUUAUCACAGAAGGCUCUCGAGGUGAAGGUGGUUAUCUGUUGAACUCUGAGGGUGAGCGAUUUAUGGAACGAUAUGCUCCAACUGCCAAGGAUUUGGCUAGCCGAGACGUCGUUUCCCGAUCGAUGACUCUUGAGAUCCGUGAGGGACGCGGUGUUGGCCCUGAGAAGGACCACAUCUACCUGCAACUCAGUCAUCUUCCUGCCGAAAUCCUCCAUGAGCGAUUGCCUGGUAUCUCAGAAACUGCAUCGAUUUUCGCUGGUGUUGACGUUACCAAGCAGCCUAUUCCCGUCCUGCCAACUGUUCACUACAACAUGGGCGGUAUUCCAACUCGUUAUACCGGCGAAGUCCUCACGAUAGAUGAGAAGGGCCAAGACAAGGUUGUCCCCGGUUUGUAUGCUUGUGGCGAAGCUGCUUGUGUUUCUGUCCACGGUGCCAACAGACUUGGUGCAAACUCUCUGCUUGAUCUCAUCGUAUUCGGCCGCGCAGUCUCCCACAGCAUUCGUGACAAGGCAACGCCUGGCCAGCCACACAAAGAGAUUAGCGCUGAUGCUGGAGCCGAAUCUAUUGGUGUUCUUGACAAGGUCAGAAAUGCAGAUGGACCUAAGUCGACGUUUGACAUUAGGAACGCUAUGCAGAAGACUAUGCAAACUGAUGUUAGCGUUUUCCGAACCCAAGAGAGUUUGGAUGAGGGGGUUCGCAAGAUUAGCGAGGUGGAUCAGAUGUUUGAUGAUGUGGGAACCAAGGACCGCAGCAUGAUCUGGAACUCUGAUCUUGUUGAGACUCUCGAACUGAGAAACCUGUUGACUUGCGCUGCACAAACCGCUAUUGCUGCGGCCAACCGCAAGGAAUCCCGUGGCGCCCAUGCCCGCGAGGACUACCCAGAACGUGAUGACGAGAACUGGAUGAAGCACACGCUGACGUUCCAAAAGGAGCCGCAUGGCAAGGUGGACCUUACCUACCGUUCCGUUAAUCCCAAUACGCUCGAUGAGAAUGAGUGCAAGCCUGUCCCUCCUUUCAAGCGGACGUAUUAG
Messenger RNA from Blastomyces gilchristii SLH14081, 3333 nucleotides. Its product is annotated as succinate dehydrogenase (ubiquinone) flavoprotein subunit. Gene Ontology annotation, molecular function: flavin adenine dinucleotide binding; ATP hydrolysis activity; ATP binding. The transcript has 11 exons. Gene Ontology annotation, biological process: mitochondrial electron transport, succinate to ubiquinone; tricarboxylic acid cycle. NCBI's taxonomy places the organism in Eukaryota, Fungi, Ascomycota, Eurotiomycetes, Onygenales, Ajellomycetaceae. The coding region runs from base 1 to 3333 and encodes 1110 amino acids. The record is from RefSeq and is a predicted model, not a curated record.